UUUUAGCUCGCAGUCCCCACCUGCCCAUUUGGCAUUUGCAACUUGCCAUUACAGCUAGCGAGCAGCUUUCGGAUCGUACCCUCUCCAAUUUUCUCUCAAUUUCCCUUCUCCCGUUCUGCGUGUUUUCUUUUUCCUCGGGAAAAAAUCUUCUCAAGAUCUGGAUUUGGAAGGUAAAGCCGGCGCAAUUGGGAACUUAGUUGUUGAUCUCAGCCAUUUAAUGCUCUUUCGUUAUUGUUAUUAUAUUUUCUCGCUUUAAUUUCUCUUGCUGUGAUUUCCUUUUCUCUGCUGAAAAUUGAAUCCUAUUCCCCAAAAUAGGAAGGGAAAAACUUGGGUUUUGAGGAUGACUUUUGUGUUCUAACAGCUAGAGAAUGUGGGUUGUGGGCAGAUUGCUUUCAGUCGGCAAAAGCCACUUUCUCUCUCUCUUCCUUUCCUUCUUCAAAGUAUAAAGUUGGCUUUUGAAGCAAUCGAAUUUUCCUGUUGUUUUCUUUUUUCCCGAGAAUCUGUUUUUUAAAAAAAUCUUCUCGUUGAAUUGUUGGGCUGUUCGGUGGUGGUGGUGUUGGUUGUGGUGGAUGUUCUCAAGCUGACCUGAUCUACAUUGGUUCUCUUGGGAACGCGCACAGACAUUCUCGUGGAAGAUUCAUUUAUGGUCGUGAUAAUAUCAAGAAACUGUGCCUGAAGAAAAGGCACUGGGUUGGUAGCUAUGGCAUCAGGAGAAGGGAGGCGGCAUAAAAAUCUUGUGCCUCUUGCUGCUCUCAUCAGUAGGGAGAUGAAGAGUGAGAAGAUGGAGAAGCCAAGUCUCAGAUAUGGGUAUGGGGCUCAGUCUAAGAAAGGGGAGGAUUAUUUUUUGGUAAAAACAGAUUGUCAAAGAAUCCCGGGAAAUCCUUCAUCAACAUUUUCUGUAUUUGCGAUCUUAGAUGGGCACAAUGGGAAUGCUGCCGCAAUUUUUACGAGAGAACAUUUGUUGAAUCAUGUACUGGGUGCUAUUCCUCGCGGGCUUGGGCGGGAGGAGUGGCUCCAAGCACUACCGCGAGCAUUAGUUGCUGGGUUUGUGAAGACUGACAAGGAAUUCCAGAAUAGAGGAGAGACUUCUGGAACAACAGUUACAUUUGUAAUUGUUGAUCGAUGGACUGUGACAGUUGCUUCUGUUGGGGACUCCCGUUGCAUUUUAGACACACCAGGUGGUACUGUUUCUGUCUUGACUGUCGAUCAUAGACUUGAGGAAAAUGUGGAGGAGAGGGAACGUGUGACUGCAAGUGGAGGUGAAGUUGGGCGGCUUAGCAUUGUUGGUGGGGCUGAGAUUGGUCCCCUCCGUUGUUGGCCAGGGGGUUUGUGCCUCUCGAGAUCAAUUGGAGAUAUGGAUGUCGGAGAGUUUAUAGUUCCCAUACCGCAUGUUAAACAAGUGAAGCUAUCAAAUGCUGGUGGGAGGCUGAUAAUUGCUUCCGAUGGCAUAUGGGAUGCACUAUCCUCAGAAAUGGCUGCAAAAUCUUGCCGUGGGUUGCCUGCUGAACUUGCUGCUAGGCAAGUUGUGAAGGAAGCAUUAAGGACGAGGGGGCUGAAAGAUGAUACAACUUGCAUAGUUGUUGACAUGAUUCCACCUGAUGCCCCAGUGCAACCCUCAACUCCGCCCAAAAAGCAAAACAAGUUGAGAGCUUUAUUAUUCAGGAAGCGGUCCCAUGACCGUGCUAAUAAACUAUCGAAAAAGCUAUCAGCUGUAGGCAUAGUGGAAGAACUAUUUGAGGAAGGAUCAGCGAUGCUUGCAGAAAGGUUGGGGAAUGAUGAAUUCACUGGGCAGUCAACAUCUGGUCUUUUUGUUUGUGCUGUUUGCCAAGUUGAUCUUGCCCCGAGUGAGGGCAUCUCAGUCCAUGCUGGUUCCAUCUUCUCCACCAGCUCAAAGCCCUGGCAAGGCCCAUUUCUUUGUGCUGGUUGCCGUAAUAAGAAGGAUGCAAUGGAAGGAAAACGCCCUAGCGGAGUUAAAGUCAUUUGACUCCAUUUAUUGUUUCCCAAAUUCUUUUUCCCCCUAAUUCAAUUUUUUUUAAAUACCCAUUUUCUAAAACCAGCAUUUGUUUGAAUCUCACUAAGAUGCCGCAUCAGCUGUAUAUGUAAUAAUGUUCACAAAUGAUGUAAGAUGAGUUCUAGCAUCCAAGACUGAAAGCAAGUUGGCACCUAAUUGAGUUCUGCAGCAAUAUUCAAAGACACCUGAAGAUACUGUUAGGUAUGUUGGCGUAUAAAAUGAUAGAUGAAUGCUUGCAUUCACUGUGUUUCGGGUGGGGGGGACUGCAUUCUUUCACGUGGUAGUUUCUUCUGAUAAAAUGCCAGUGGCCUCUUUGACCCAUGUCUAGCAACCAAAGAGCAGAGCAAGACCGAGAGUCAGUUAUGCCUACGAUUACAGACUGCCUAUAUAGACAAAGGCGAAGAGGUAUUCUCGUAGGCCUUUUUAUUUUUUAUUUUUAUUUUUAUUUUUUCCCCUUUCUUAUUAUAUUCAAAUCCCCCUUCCCUUGCCCCUCCUUUUGAGCUUGUUUUGGCUAGAUGUUAUGUAACGAGGUGUACUAGUAUUUAUUAUGUGUAAAUAUAAAUUCUUUUUAAUCAAAUUUUAGAAUGCAUUGCCAAUA
Molecule: messenger RNA, 2609 nt
Organism: Malania oleifera
Lineage: Eukaryota; Viridiplantae; Streptophyta; Magnoliopsida; Santalales; Ximeniaceae
Product: probable protein phosphatase 2C 15
Exons: 10
Coding region: 701-1984 (427 amino acids)
Biological process (GO): protein dephosphorylation
Molecular function (GO): protein serine/threonine phosphatase activity
Source: RefSeq, a predicted model, not a curated record